CCACCGGUUUACCACUGUUGUGUCAGUUUAAUUAGCAUUAAGUGUGGAUAUUUUAAUUAUUUUUUCUGAACAUGAUUUGGACUAAUCUCCUUGAAGGAAAAGCACAGACUUGUAAUGCAUGUGGAUCCACGCUGUGGCGCUGAAUUCCCUCUCAAACCAAUGAUGCAAGUGUGUGAAGAGCAGAGCGCAACUGGGGAACUUGGAAGCUCACUAAAUCUCAUAGCAAAUCCCUUUAGCUGCGAGUUGACAUGGCUUGACUUAUCUCUGAGGGAAGUUUCAGGAAAUGCAACAGGUGGAGGAGCCGAGGGAAUGAACUGUGUACUGUCCUCUCGUUAGCGUCCCGGGCUAGCUGCUGAGUGUGCUUGAAGGUGCCUGUGGGAGUCGGACAGGAACACUGCGCACUCUUCCACACGGUCAGGUGGCACCAUGGAUGACAACAGCCUGAAUGACUCUAAUGUAAAGGUCGCUGUUCGUGUGCGACCAAUGAACAGGAGAGAAAAAGACCUAAAGACAAAAUGUGUGGUGGAGAUGGAGGGCAACCAGACGGUGCUGCAUCCGGCCAUCAUCAACAUGAACAAGGGAGACUCCCGAAAUCAGUCAAAGGUUUUUGCCUAUGACCACUGCUUCUGGUCAAUCGAUGAAUCUCAAAAAGACAAGUUUGCAGGUCAGGAUGUAGUGUUCCAGUGCCUUGGGGAGAGUCUGCUGGACAACGCCUUCAUGGGCUACAAUGCCUGCAUCUUUGCUUACGGACAGACGGGCUCUGGGAAGUCGUACACCAUGAUGGGCACAGCGGAGCAGCCUGGUCUGAUCCCUCGGCUCUGCAGCUCCCUGUUCAGCAGGACUGUGAAGGAGGCCCGGGAGGGAGAGAGCUUCACUGUGGAGGUCUCCUAUAUGGAGAUUUACAACGAGAAGGUCCGAGACCUGCUCGACCCCAAAGGAAAUCGACAAGCGCUGAGAGUGAGAGAGCACAACGUGAUGGGGCCUUAUGUUGACGGCCUGUCUCGCCUGGCUGUGGCCUGCUACAAGGACAUCGAGUCUCUGAUGUCAGAGGGAAAUAAAUCUCGCACAGUGGCAGCCACGAAUAUGAAUGAAGAGAGCAGCAGAUCCCACGCUGUGUUCAACAUCAUCCUCACACACACACUCAUCGACCUUCAGUCCGAGACGAGCGGAGAGAAGGUGAGCAAGCUGAGUCUGGUGGAUCUGGCCGGCAGCGAGCGAGCAGCGAAGACUGGAGCAGCGGGGGAACGUCUGAAAGAAGGGAGCAACAUCAAUAAGUCCCUGAGUACUCUGGGUUUAGUCAUCUCUGCGUUGGCUGACCAGGGAGCAGGGAAGAACAAGAGCAAGUUUGUUCCCUACAGAGACUCUGUGCUCACCUGGCUGCUGAAGGACAGCCUGGGAGGGAACAGCCGCACCGCCAUGGUCGCCACCAUCAGCCCUGCCGCAGACAACUAUGACGAGACGCUGUCCACCCUGCGUUACGCCGACAGGGCCAAAAGCAUCAUCAACCACGCCGUCGUCAACGAAGACCCCAACGCCAGGAUCAUCCGAGAGCUCCGAGAGGAAGUGGAGAAACUGAAGGAGCAGCUCACCGAGGCUGAGUCGAUGAAGGCCCCCGACCUCAAGGACAGGCUGGAGGAGUCUGAGAAACUGAUUCAAGAAAUGACCGUCACCUGGGAGGAUAAACUCAGGAAGACUGAGGCUAUUGCACUGGAGCGCCAGAGGCAGCUGGAGAGCCUGGGCAUUUCCCUGCAGUCUUCUGGAAUCCGAGUGGUGGAUGACAAGUGUUUCCUGGUCAACCUUAACGCUGACCCUGCCCUCAACGAACUGCUGGUGUACUAUCUGAAGGAGCACACGCGUGUGGGCUCAGCCAACUCGCAGGACAUCCAGCUGUGUGGGAUGGCCAUCCAAGCUGAGCACUGCGUCAUCGACAUCACCGAGCACAACGGCGUGGUGCUCAGUCCUCACCCCAACGCUCGAACAUGUGUGAACGGUGCUGCAGUCACCAGUCCAGUGCAGCUUCAUCACGGUGACCGGAUCCUGUGGGGAAACAACCACUUCUUCAGGAUUAACCUGCCGAGGCACUUGGUCCACGCAGGAGCUGAGGAUGAGGAGGGCGGUGCUUUGAUGAAGACGUGUUUGAGCUCCGACCGGCUGGAGGUGGACUUUGAUACGUCCAGCGACGUGUCGAGUGAGCUGAGCUUCGGUUAUGAGUUUGCUCAGGCCGAAGUCAUGAUGAAAGGCAUGGGCAAUAACGACCCUUUGCAGUCGGUGUUACAGACCCUUGAGAGGCAGCACGAGGAGGAGAAGCGCUGCGCUCUGGAGCGCCAGAGGCAGAUGUAUGAACAGGAGCUUCAGCAGCUCCGCCAAAGGCUGACUCCUGAGAAGCCCUCCCACCUCUUGGACCCGACAGGCCUGCCAGCCGGUGCGAACACUGCUGUGGCAUCACUCAGCUCCCAAAAACGCAUGCGCCGCUGGAGCGAGGACAGAGAAGCAAUGAUGACCCGCACCCUGCGGCGCCUGAAGGAGCAGAUAGUUCGGGCCAACCUGCUGGCUCAGGAGGCCGGCUUCAUAGCCGAGGAGCUGAGCAAGAGGACAGAGUACCUGGUCACUCUGCAGAUACCUGCUGCCAACCUUGAUGCCAACAGGAAGCGUGAUGUAGUGUUGAGUGAGCCGGCCAUCCAGGUUCGCCGUAAAGGGAAAGGGAAGCAGAUCUGGGCUCUGGAAAAGAUGGAGAACAGACUUGUGGACAUGAGGGAGCUCUACCAGGAGUGGAAGGACUUUGAUGAAGACAACCCUGUGAUGCGCUCCUAUUUCAAACGUGCUGACCCGUUCUUCGAUGAACAGGAGAACCACAGUCUGAUCGGCGUGGCCAACGUUUUCCUGGCCUGCCUGUUCUACGACGUCAAGCUGCAAUACGCAGUGCCAAUCAUCAACCAGAAGGGAGAGGUGGCAGGUCGGCUGCAUGUGGAGGUGUGGCGAGGUACAGAGGGCUCCGAGCAGGAAGGUCCCGGACAGUCUGACAUUCAGCAGAGCACCACAGACGGAGAUACACAGGAGCGCAAACUGGACUGUGUGGUGAAACUCCUCCACGCCAAUGGUCUGCCUCGCCACCUGUCCAACUUUGUCUUCUGUCAGUACCACUUCUGGGGGCAGCAGGAGUCGGUGUUCAUCCCUCCGGAGAUGGGGCCGGCCGGCUCGUCCUUCACCUCCAGAGACCCUCAGUGCACUGUGGUCUUCGACAGCGCCAAGGAGCUGUCGGUGCCGGUGUCGGAGGACUUUGUGGAGUUUUUGGCCGACGGGGCGGUUGCCAUUGAGGUGUACGGCCACAAGCAGGCCAACCAUCGCAGGAACCUGGCACUGUGGGACCUCGGGGUGAUUCAAGCCAAGACCAGAACCCUCAGAGAAAGGUGGAGUGAGGUGACCCGACACCUUGAGGUGUGGGUGCAGCUGAUGGAGCUGAACGAGGCAGGAGAGUUCACAGCUGUAGAGGUUCUCCCGGCUAAAGACGUGCGCACAGCAGGAGUCUUCCAGCUCAGACAGGGCCAGUCGCGUCGAGUCCAGGUGGAGGUGCGUCCAGUACCAGAGUCGGGCACCAUGCCACUCAUCGCCGCCUCCAUCCUCUCUGUAUCCAUCGGAGACGUCAAGAUCCGACAGAUGCGUCUCUCCAAAGGAAGCGAAUCACAUUGGGGUGGGGAUGAAGACAUGGACAGCUACCAAGAGGUAGACCUGGAGAGGAUGAGGGAACAGUGGCUGGUGACUCUCACUCAGAGACAGGAGUAUCUGGACCAGCAGCUACAGAAGAUAGUUUGUAAACCAGAUAAGUCAGAGGACGAUGUUGAAAGGGAGUCCCAGCUGCUGGAAUGUCGUCUGACGCUCACCGAAGAACGCAACGCCGUCCUGGUGCCGUCGGCCGGCAGCGGCAUCCCUGGAGCGCCAGUAGAGAGGGUUCCUGUUCCUGGAAUGGAAACACACAUUCCUGUCCUGUUCCUGGAUCUCAGUGCUGAUGAUUUCCAGUCCAGUCUCUCAGCCCCGUUGGCGGGGGGGCUGGACGCGCUGCUCGGUGGGGAGGAGGAGGACGACUUCUUUGACCUUCAUAUUGUUAAACACUAUGAUCCAGAUGUGAUGGUGGAGGCCUCCUGGGACUCGACGGUCCACGAGUGCCCCCAGCUGAGCCGCGUGGCGUCGGCUGAGCAGAGGGUGUACCUGACUGUCAGCACAGUGGUGCAGCUGAGCCACCCGGCACACAUGCAGCUGGUGCUCAGGAAACGCAUCUGUGUCAACGUCACCGGGAGACAGGGUUUUGCUCAGAGCCUGCUGAAGAGGAUGUCUCAGCGCAGCACCAUCCCUGGCUCUGGAGUCACCUUUGAAAUAGUUUCUAACAUCCCAGGGGACAUUCAUGGUCCAGAGGACAGGGAGAUGUUGGCCAGACUGGCUGCCAGCACUGAGGACGACCAGUCAGCGGACAGUGAGGCGGCCAUAGAGAAAUACCUGCGCAGCGUCCUGGCUGUGGAGAACAUCCUCACUCUGGACAGACUCAGACAGGAGGUGGCUGUGAAGGAACAGCUGGCAGUCAGAGGGAAAGCUCCAAGACGCUGCCUGAGCUCUCCAAACAUCAAUCGACUGUCAGCCAGCAGUCUGGAUCUCUACUCCUCUACUCAUAGGCUCAAUGACUUCAAGGGCUGGGAGAGCCACCAGGACCUUUCUUUUGUGCCUCCUUCAUCUAGACGCACACUGCCCAGCUCCAUAUCCCAGACCCUGAAGCCAGAGACAGGCUUUGCUGCGUCUUAUCUCCCUCCAGUGAAGGCUGUACCCAAGCUGCUGAAGUCCCUGCUUCCUGGUGGGAAGGAAGAUGGCCGAGACCAGACGGCUGUCCAUCAGCAGAGUUUGCCUCGCAUCAUGGUGCAGUCAGCCACUGUUGAAGAGGACAUGAGCAAACAUCAGCAGGCAGUUCCCAUUGAGGAAAUCAUUCCUCCGGACCUCCAACCAGAGAGCCCCAGAUCCGUGCCCCUCCCGCCGCAAAUUAUCCGGGAGACAGAAGACUCCACCCCCAGCCCGGAGAGCGACGCAUCGAGCCAAUACAUGUCAUCUAACGUAUCAAAAGCAACGCUGUCAGAUGUCUACACACUGAGCUGGGACCUGCCUACGUCCGACAUGUUCGAGGCGGGGCCCGAUGAAGAGGAUGAUAAAGUGACGCACAUCACUUACCCUGAGUCUUUUCUUGUGGACCAAUCGGAGCCUUUGCUGGUGUUGGACGAUAAGGCAGCUGAAGAGAGGACUGACUCGCCACCGUCCAAACCAAACGAUACUCCGUCAGAUUCAAACCUGAUUCAACAAGAACCAAACCAGGAGCAAGACGAACCCGAUUCAGUCGCAGAAUCAGACUUACUACAAAACUCAACAAGUGGCCAUAUUGGAUCAGAACCAUUAGACAGUUCUGAGCCACUUAUAGAUUCAUUGCUAGUACAAGAGAAUGAAACCACACUGACAGAAUGUUCACAACCAGACCACUCACAACCAGAACCCCCUCUGACGGAAGAUCUCCAGUUCGCUGCCACAGACGACACAGAAGCUGAACUGUCAAUCCAAUACGAAACACAACCGUCUGCACAAGAAGGUCAAAGUCAGUCUGAAACAAUCAUCCAAGAGCAAACGCAGUGCAGCGACGGUGCUCAAGAUCCAGCCCCAGACCCGGUCCCAGCUGUGUCCAUAGUCUUGGUUCCAGCUCCUGCACCAUCCGGAGAUUUGGUUCUACUAGCUUCGUCCGAAGAACAAGCCACUUCUGAGGCCUUGAACCCAAAUGACACCUCCAUCCAGACUUCAUCAACAACCGCAGACGAAGUCCAACAGGAGGAACCUGCCAAUGCAUCUCAGAAAUCCUCCUCAGCUCCUUCUCUGUCCAGCGUUCAGCCUUCCCAACCUGAUGCUCCAGUAGCGAACCCCUUCAAGAUCCAGAAGGUGAAGUCUUCAGACCUCAAGUCCUUUCAGCGUAUUGUGGGUGAAGAUGAGCCUGCGCGGGUGGACCGGGCCAGCAGCCUCGGGGCAGGACUUAACCUCUCUGUGCCGAUGGAAAGCUUGGAAAUAAUCUCCGACUCUGAGGAAGGAGACGCAGCGGCAGUUCUUCCCGACUGGUUGAAAGAAGGGGAGUUUGUAACCGUGGGGAACAAUAAGAACGGCACUGUCCGUUACCUUGGACCCACAGAUUUUGCAGAGGGUACCUGGGUUGGCGUGGAACUGGAAGUACCAGCCGGAAAGAAUGAUGGUUCAGUGGGUGGCAAGCACUACUUCCACUGUAACCCUGGUUACGGCGUGCUGGUGAGACCACACAGGGUGAGCCGGGGGGCCGGCAAGCGCCGUCGCCAUCAGCACAAGCGCCGUAGUGCCAACCUGUCUGGAUCCAGCCCCAACCUGGCGGCCCUCACCGCUCUGGCCAAAGGCGAAGGUGGAGGAGCAUCAACCGGCCGCAGCAGCGGAGAGAACCGCAAGUCGUGGAACACUUGAGGCUCUGCAUCUGCCAAGUGGCUCAUUGCUGGACACCCACCUGCAGCAGCUGGUUGUUUACUGUAAGUUCAGGCAACACAAGAGAACCCUCAUCAGAUGUUCAUCACUCAUAUAUUAAAGGACUGUAUCCUACUUAAUGUACUUAGUGAUUGAAAACUACAGAUAAAUAUUGUUUUAACAGAAAAUGUGAAUGUUUUUAGGGUUAGGUAACGACGCUUCCUCUGCAAUGAAUUUCUUUCAAAUGGUGGAUACAUGACACUGUAUACCUAUUGGUAUUAUUUUAUUCUUGUGCCUUGAAAUAUUACGACUACUACUCAGCCAAUGUGCCUUUAGUGGUAAACCACCAAAUUCAGUGCUGUUAGGAUGGAAACUGCCUAACUUGAAUGUGUAUUUCUUCUUCUUUUUUUAAACAAACUUGCACUCCCUUUUCUGACAUUCUACUGAAAUUUUGAAACUAUUUAUCAGCUUUGUCUUCAAGCAAGUGUGUCAAGAUUGAUGGAGUGACUUCAGAUGAUGUGCCAGUUUUUUGGGGAUUUCUUUUUUCACUAGCAAGUUUUGAAUACUGUGUGUGUGUGUGGGGCUACUUGAGGGAUUUCGUUGCUUGGAACUCAUAGUAUUCAUUUUUGUCUGGUAAAUAAGAUAUUUUAUACUAUGCCUGAAUGCCUAUUUAUUUAAAGAUGAAGACAUGAUAUUGAUGAAAAGCAAAAUCAGCUUUUUAUUUUGUUGAAUAAAUGUAAUUCUGCGCUUCAA
Messenger RNA from Cottoperca gobio, 7248 nucleotides. Its product is annotated as kinesin-like protein KIF13B. The transcript has 42 exons. Gene Ontology annotation, biological process: microtubule-based movement. Lineage: Eukaryota; Metazoa; Chordata; Actinopteri; Perciformes; Bovichtidae. The record is from RefSeq and is a predicted model, not a curated record. Gene Ontology annotation, molecular function: microtubule motor activity; microtubule binding; ATP binding. Bases 427 to 6498 code for a protein of 2023 amino acids.